AUGGGUCUCAGCUACUUCAAUGGCGUAAAGGAUGAUUUGACCAGCCGAGGCUGCAAAGUGAUUGUGCCGAAAGUUAGCAUGACAGGCAGUAUCGACGAGAGGGCCAAGCAGCUCGACUUGCAGAUCGAGGACUUGCUUAACCUCCGUUCUAGUUCGGCCAAGCCCGGCCUCCAUCUCAUUUGCCAUAGUAUGGGUGGCCUCGACGCCAGACGUCUGGUCCACUUUUCAGGACUCAGAUAUAAUGUACUGUCCAUCACCACGGUAUCGACGCCCCACUACGGAUCACCCAUCGCUUCGUUGUCCGAAAGCUUGGGCUUCGUCAGUAGAUUGUCGUGCCAACUCCUGCUUAGCUGUCUGUCGGGGUCUGGAAAGGCCAUGAAUGAUAUGACGCCGGAGCACAUGGAAAACUUCAAUGCUCGCUACAAAAAUGUCCCGGGAAUCAAGUAUUACAGCGUUACGUCGAAGUUUCAGCCAUUCGUCAAUCACAUCUUUUACAUCUCCAAUAAAUUCAUCAAGAAAGGCUCCAGCUCCAAAUAUCCCAAGGCUUUUGGAGAGAAUGACGGAAUGGUCGCUGUCAACUCCGCAAAAUGGGGUGAGUUCCUCGGUGUUGUAAGCGACGAAACCAGCCACUUCGGCAUUAUUGGCUGGGGAAUCAUGGGCAUCCUGGCGGGCGACUCGAACUACGACGCCAAAGACAUGUAUCGCUGGCUCGUGGACAACGUUGCCAGGAAGGUCGAAGGCAAAGCAGAAUGA
Molecule: messenger RNA, 753 nt
Organism: Pisolithus orientalis
Lineage: Eukaryota; Fungi; Basidiomycota; Agaricomycetes; Boletales; Pisolithaceae
Product: Alpha/Beta hydrolase protein
Exons: 6
Coding region: 1-753 (250 amino acids)
Molecular function (GO): triacylglycerol lipase activity
Source: RefSeq, a predicted model, not a curated record